AAUGUGUUUAGAGGUGUAUAAGUAUGUGUGAGUGCAUGUGUGCGAUUGAAUAAGCAUACCAGAAAAUUUUCUGGUACAUAAUUUGUUGCUUGCUGCAGCUUUGUUGCUCUUAAAUCCCAAAGCUUGUCCAUCCUCAUUAUUUUGUGCUUUCCCACAAUUUCAUUUGCAUUUAUGUAGACUGUUGUUGGACUAUUCUGUAGUAUCAACCUUGCGGUGGUUGGAAAUGGCUGUACUUUGUGUCUUGCUAGCUACAUUGCAAAUGCAAUUAGCACUCCCCACACAGUUGGUGUGCGUUUGUGCGGAAUAUUGUCGUGCAGUCGCAGGAAUGGGGACUUGUGUGGUUGCUUUCUAACCUAGUAGUGUAAGUUUUUUUGUUCCGGGGUUUUGCUUUAAAGUACAUUGUUGUCUUCAUUACAUCCUGAAGCAAUGGAUAAUUGCAUCUUCCUAUUGUUAAAGUCCUCUCAGCAGCUGUACCUUCACAAUCCAAUGACUUCCAUUACAAGAGCUGUUUAUUAUUUUGGUCGUAAACGGCAGUGGUUUAAGAAUGACAGUCGAUGAUAUACAGAAGUGAUUCUUCGACUUUGGUUACCUACAUUAUACGAACACAAUGCAUUAUUUAAAUGGCUAAAGUAGGAGGUUUGUAACAGUUUGGUUCGUAUUUGGUGCAACGACCUAAAAGCUGAUUUUUUUUAAGAACCAUCAGUAAAUUAAAAAAAGAAGCAAGUGACCAGAAAAAUUAAAUAAAAUGAAGAAAGGCACAUAUUACAAUCAAGUCAAUGUUUGAAAAUGUUUAUCAACCUUCAUGAUUGCAAUAGGAAUUUAACAACAUUUGUGUACCCGUACCUUUUGUCAUUUAACAUCAUGCAACUCAUGCCUUCAUUUCAGUUGUGCACGUAAGCAUAGCUGCUGUGACCUCCUUGGUGCGCUGCAAAGUGAUUGGAGAGCUACUGUCUCUGUGUGACAAGGCUGGCUUGGCUGUUGUUCCCCGGCUUUUGUGGAGACUGCUUUCAUUUAACAUGACUUUGCACAAAGCUGUCCAGUGUCCUCCAAACUCACAGCCAAACCCAAAAGAAGGACCAGAAUAAAGUCCUGAGGCUGUGAGUAUGCAACCAAUGAGGCAGGGACAAGUAGGCAGUUGUCUCAAAUCAUAUCCAAAACCUGGUUGAUUUGAAGGUUGUUACCUAUUCAUACAUUACACAAAAGGAAGCGAAGAAGUCAGGAAGCUUUUCUGAAAGCUUGUGUCCAGUCACUGGAAGUUUCGCCUAAUCUAUGGGGAAAAGUGUUCCUCGUUGACGCCUUCAUCUGCCUCGCUCUAACACUACCUGACAAAACACUUAUUUUUCUUUGGAUGGGCAAUCAAGCAUUGAUUGUGUAACAUUGCGCCCAGCAGGCGUCCUCCCUUGUCCCUCCCUGCAGAAGAUGGACUGUGACAACACGAGACACAAGUCUAUGCCCCCGAACAUGGGGGCUCUGGUGGAGAGAUCACUGGCCAAGCUCACCCUUGGAGAAGAGGCUUUAAAACUGUUGGGUGAAGAAAGAGAGCUAGAGGAGUUGAACUUCUGUAUCUUUAAUGAGUGCUCCGGGCCAAUGCCUUCUCCUGCUGACAAACCGAGUCCAGAGGACUGUUCUUACCCUUGUUUCCCUACUAUGGAGUUCCAAGUGGAUACGCUUGGAACUGCUGGAGUGGAUGAUGAUCAGAAAUUUCAAGAUAAAGUAUGUAAUCAUGGAAUAUGGCAAAAAUCACCCUCACGGGCAAAGAUUAUUGAAAAGGCUGUGACAGUUGGAAUAAAACCAGAUCGGCUCAGAAUUCCAUUGACCGGCCCAAAGGACAGACUUUCUGAGUUUCGUUAUGGAAGCGUGCUACCCACUGACAUAAAAAUCCAAGCAAUUCCUGAAGUAGACAUUGAAAAAGACCCAUCAAGAGAGGCCUCUCCUAUUCCACCAGACAAUGUCUUCAUAUUUACAUCUACAGAAAUUGAAGCUAAGGUCCCUGUCACUCUUACGUCAUCCAAAAGCUUAGAUAGUACCUCCCGAGAAACACAACUUUCUGGAGAGAUUCCAAGGGGUAUCUCAUCUGAAGCUGUAGCGAAAAGCAUGCCUAGAGCAUUUACUUGGGAACAGAAGUUGCCCGGAGAUCCCAGGACAGAAGCCAGGUCAGAAACAAGAAAUAAGGAAGAGAUCCCUAAAGCCCUAAAGCCCUCUGAUGGAAUAAGUACACUCUACUUACAGGAAGGCUCACCAAAGCCACAGUUUCCCUCUCCAGUCAUAAUUAUACCUCAAACACAAGGAGAAGAGGAUGCUAUAGAAACUAUUGAAGUGUGUGUGCUCCCUCAACUGGAUCAGUCUGAACCAAAACUGCUUGAAGAGGGUCAGGCGAUCAAGGAAAAUGUCACUGUUUGGCAACCUGAUUGUGACAACCCAUUGUUGCAGUCACAAAUGGGUAACAAAGGGGAGAUUUUUAGUCAGGAUAAGGUAAUUGAAGUCAAAAAGGAUACCGAGAUGCAAGAUGAUCAGUCUGGUAUGGAAAUAGACGCCACCACUCAAGCUGCUAAUGAUUGCUCUACAGUGGAAAUCUGCAUCUGUGAUAAAGACAGUAGCUGGAUUGAUUCAAAAGCUACAGAUGAAGACAAAACUAUCACGACAAAGCAAAUUGGAGCCCUUCGGUCAAACCAGAGUGCCACCCAUUGUCUACUCGGGGUACAGACACCCUCUAAACGGUUCCCUGGAAGAGGCAGUAAAGUGUCACGCAAAAGUCCCAGCUUUCGUCCUAAAGAGGAGCUGAAGAAGAAAAAAGGCGUGGUGAGGAGGGCGGACCAGAAUAAGGUCUCUGCCUUCCAGAUUCGAAAAAAUGUAGCCAAAACUGCGGCCAGACAUCCUCGGCCAGCUCUGCUUCACGGUUCGGCUAGACGCAAAGCCGCAGUUUCUGAGAGCUCCCAGCCUUUAAGUGUCCACCAGUCCAGGGAGAGACCCUCUCCUUUGUCCUUGCACCUGUCAGGACAGAAAAAAUAUAGCCCCACACGGCCUGUUCUGUCUAAAAUGGCAGCGCAGAGCCAGACCUCUGAUCAGGAGCCAGUCCAGCCUGAAUCUGCAUGUAGUCUUAAACGGAGCCCUCAGGUGGAGGCGGUGCUCAGUGUGGCCCGGCCCACCACUGCAUGCUCCCGCCCUCCCCUCCUAAAAGAUACACAGGAGCGCUCAUACCGUAGUCCGGAGAAGAGGUCCUCCCUCCCCAGGCCGUCCAAAUCACUGACCCGCCACCUUCCUGCAGCUGAACAAGAAGACAACAGCACUCCCUGCAGGCCAACCUCCAUCAGCACCGAUGCCAAGGCUGACUGCAGGUCUGUGAGGGGCCCUAGUAUGGCAGGCGCGGACACUGCACGUUCACGGUCAGCCCGUAGUGGCACUUCUACCCCUGGAUCCUCCGCAGUCACACCCGGCACGCCUCCCAGUUACUCCCGCACGCCCGGCUCUCGCACACCCGGCAGUCACACACCCAAGUCCUUCAGUGUUCUCCAGGAAAAGAAGGUUGCGAUCAUCCGCACCCCGCCCAAGUCACCAUCUUCAGCGCAGCGGCAGUUGAAGGUUCUCAACCAGCCUCUGCCUGAUCUCAAAAAUGUCAAGUCGAAGAUUGGAUCUACCUCCAAUCUUAAACACCAACCCAAAGGUGGACAGGUGCAAAUUUUAAGCGAGAAGGUGGACUUCAGUCAUGUUCAGUCAAAGUGCGGCUCCAAGGAUAAUCUGAAGCACACGCCCAAAGGAGGCAAUGUCAUGAUUCCAAGUGUUAAACUGGACUAUAGCCACGUCCAGGCGAAAUGUGGCUCCCUGAAUAAACUCCAGCAUUCCCCAGGUGGAGGAAACGUUCAAAUCCAGACCAACAAAAUCGACUUAAGCCACAUCACCUCCAAAUGUGGUUCUAUGUCAAACAUCCGCCACAGGCCAGGUGGAGGCAACAUCAAGAUUGAGAAUGUCAAACUGGACUUUAAAGACAAAGCUCAAUCUAAGGUCGGCUCACUGGACAACGCCAGCCAUACACCUGGAGGCGGGAAUGUUAUGAUUGAGAGCCACAAGCUGACAUUCCGGGAGUCCGCCAAAGCGCGGGUGGACCACGGUGCGGAAAUCGUUGUCACCCACUCCCCAGGGCUGGAAAUGGGAGGCACCUCGCCUCACUUGUCCUCUGCCGGCAGCCUAAAUCUCCUGGAGUCGCCACAGCUUUCCACUCUGGCCCAAGAUGUCACCGCCGCAUUGGCAAAACAGGGUUUAUGAGCCUCCCGCUUUGGGUAUAUCCCCCUUCCCAACAGAUUCAUUCAGUCAAAAAUAUCCAGUAUUCACCCACAACUCACUCCGGACCCACCACAACUACAGUUCUGCUUUCCAGAGGGCUUUAAAGAUUCUCCAAUUAUUGUUCGUCCUCUCACUUUACAAGUUACUGUUUUCUUCAUUCAUUGGACUUUUGUGUACUUGUUCAGAAGAGGGCAUGUCUGCUAAAAGAUUGUACAGUGAUUUUUUUUUUUUUUUUUUAGCAUUGCCACAUUGCUCGUGCAUGGGGACUACUCUUAAAGUCAACACAAUUUUCAGCAAUUUAGAAAACUGUUUGAAACUGUGACAAAAGAACUACUAGCUUCCAAUCUGAAAGUUUGAUGAGCAUGUCUGUUAAAAGAAAUGUGGCAUUUCAAGUAAAAAGAUGCUUUGUAGUAGUUUUUUGAAAUGUGAUGACCUGUUGGAAAAUUUGUGUUUUAAGUGUUUUUAUAUUUCACUGUAGUUUUGUACGUUGACUAUGGCUGCAGUCCUCUAAUAGAGUUAUUUUAUUUCCUGUAAAUGAAGCAUUUUCUCUGCUUUGAAUUGAGCAUACUCAUUAUGUACUUUCAUGAGGUCUUUUUGGAGGAGUGCGAUUGUAAAGGCCCCUUGUAUUCUAGUGGCCUUUCCUACGCUACAGAGACAAAGAAAAAAAAAUUGAAGAGUGCUCUUGAGUAACAUUGCAUAUAGGAAGCGUAUGUGAGAUUGAGUCAGACUGUUUUACAGAAAUGAGGAGUGCAUGGAACUCGUCUUGCGACCAUAACAAUAAAUUCAGAACUGUUCUCGUGUUCUCAGCUCAUUGUUGUGAAAGCCCCGCCCGGAUGUCUGUCAGUUCCCCUCCAGUGUUUAUCUUCAACUGUGUAAGUGUAUUUAAAAUAUCAUGUUUGCAAUGUUGUCAUGUGUUGCUCAUGUGGAAAACAACGACAAGGGAAAUAAAGAACACUGAAAGUA
This is a messenger RNA of Corythoichthys intestinalis (scribbled pipefish), 5241 nucleotides long. Its product is annotated as microtubule-associated protein tau-like. Gene Ontology annotation, molecular function: microtubule binding. The coding region runs from base 1420 to 4260 and encodes 946 amino acids. The record is from RefSeq and is a predicted model, not a curated record. Gene Ontology annotation, biological process: microtubule cytoskeleton organization; neuron projection development. Gene Ontology annotation, cellular component: neuron projection. The transcript is spliced from 14 exons. NCBI's taxonomy places the organism in Eukaryota, Metazoa, Chordata, Actinopteri, Syngnathiformes, Syngnathidae.